ACGUGGAAACACCUACACGCACGGACUCACGCGUGUGGAUGUGCGUGCGCUGCGUCGGGCCGAGUGCGGGGUGUGGGUUUGCGUGCGGGUGUUGGAGUGUGUUGGUGCGUCGCUGGUGUGGCGAGUUUGAUGUCGUUUCGUCCUUAUUUCCCGUAAAAAAGAGAGGGAAAGGAAUCGGUGUUUCGUAAACUUUGUGGUGGAGGGAAAGGCGAGGGGAGGGAAAUGUGUUCUUGCUCCGGCUGUGUGUCUUUAAGCUGAAGACUAAGAGGACAAAGAGGAAGAGAAAGAGGAACAGGCGAGUCUUUUUUUGGAUUUCUUGCAGACGCAGGGUCUCGAUCACCGCAUCACACAUAUGAAUGAUAAAGAAGGAUAGGAAGGAAAGAAAAUAUAAAGAGUAUGUAUUGAUAAAAAGCAUUCAUAAAAGCGUCACAUAGAGAAUGAGCAAGUGACGAGGCCAAAUAGGGAAAUUAAAAAAAAAAAAAAGUUAAUUGGGAGAGAGAAAAAAUAUAAGAUAGAAUAGAAUUAGAAAAAAAAAAGAAAAAAAAAUAUAUAGAUUAGAAGCUUGGAUCAGAAACCGAGCGGCAAUCAAUUCUCGACCUAAUAAGAUCCACAAUCACCAACGAAAAUUCCUCCCACGCCACAACAAAAUCAAAACCAGUCUAAAAUGACUAUGGACGACAGCAAGGACUCGGCCACCUCGCCAAUCAUCGCUCAGAGCCCACCUCCCCAAAUGCCACAACAAAACAGUGAUGGAUUUUCCUUGAAAAAGGCGGGGGAACGGAUAUGUGAAGCCGCAAGCACCGACAGCCCCGGCCUCUGCGCUUUCAUCCUCACCAUCAUCUCCUAUCUACUUAUUAUAGCUACCUUCCCUUUCUCGCUAUGUCUCUGUGUAAAGGUGGUCCAGGAGUACGAGCGAGCCGUCAUCUUCAGGCUCGGUCGUCUGCUCAAGGGCGGCGCCAAAGGGCCUGGCAUCUUCUUCAUCGUCCCCUGCAUCGACUCCUACAGGAAGGUUGACCUCCGAACCGUCUCCUUCGAUGUGCCGCCACAAGAGAUUUUAACCAGAGAUUCUGUGACGAUAUCUGUGGAAGCUGUGGUGUAUUAUCGAGUGUCCGAUCCGAUAGCAGCUGAGAACAAUGUGGAAGACUACAGCCACUCCACCCGUCUCCUGGCCGCUACCACCCUGAGGAACGUCCUCGGCACACGCAACCUGGCUGAGAUCCUGAGCGAGAGGGAGUCCAUCUCCGCCACAAUGCAGAGCUCCCUGGACGACGCCACAGAUCCCUGGGGCGUCAAGGUGGAGAGAGUGGAAAUCAAGGACGUCCGCCUCCCGGUGCAGCUGCAGCGCGCCAUGGCCGCCGAGGCUGAGGCCGCCCGAGAAGCCCGCGCCAAGGUGAUCGCCGCCGAGGGAGAGCAGCGCGCCUCCAGGGCCCUCAAGGAGGCCGCCGAGGUCAUCAACGAGUCGCCGGCCGCCCUCCAGCUUCGGUAUCUUCAGACGUUGGGCCAAAUAUCGUCAGAAAACAACUCGACCAUAAUAUUCCCGCUGCCUAUUGACAUCUUAACGCAUUUCUUACGGAAAAACAACACGGAAAGCAAGGAGGAUGACUAA
Messenger RNA from Penaeus indicus, 1606 nucleotides. Its product is annotated as band 7 protein AGAP004871-like. Gene Ontology annotation, cellular component: plasma membrane. The transcript is spliced from 8 exons. The record is from RefSeq and is a predicted model, not a curated record. Bases 665 to 1606 code for a protein of 313 amino acids. Lineage: Eukaryota; Metazoa; Arthropoda; Malacostraca; Decapoda; Penaeidae.